UUCAAAUACAGUCCCCCUCACUUCUUAACUCUCUCUCUCUCUCUCUCUCUCUCUCCGUCUCACUAAAACUAUAACAAGCUAUACCCAUCUCUUUAAAUCCAACCCACCAGAUGGAUACCCAGAUCACCGGAAACCCUGCAACUCUCCGGCGGAAGCCACUCCAACCUAGAAACACUCCGGCGAAUCCAGUCAUAGAGCUCCCAUCGAAGCCAACUUCAUCGAACGAAAUCCCAUCCUUUAAGCUAAAGACAGCAGUGCUCGGCAGCAAAGAGAACACUGAAAUCACCACCGCAUUACCAUUACCAGCAAUGGCGUCCGGUGAUUUCCUUCCACCCGCAGAUGCGUUAUCUUUGGCAGAGGAACUUGGAGCAGCGCGGCGGCUGAAAGAGAGACUGAGAUUGGAGAGGGAGAAGACAGAGACAAUACUGAGAGAUAAAGACCUAGUUCUUGAGAAAGAAGCGAGAGAAGCUGAAAGGAGAGAGCUUGAACACAUAGAGCUUGAGGUGAAGCUCCAAAGCCUCCUCCAUCUCUUCGAGCUCAGAUCUCUACUGAGAUUCGAUACGAUUAGUUCACUGAGACAACAAGAGGAAGAUAAAAGAAAGGAGGAUCUUUUAAUGGGGCAAAGCCGUGCCUCUCCGGCGAGAUGCGAAGCAGAAGAUGCAGAGUCCUCUGCAGCUAAUGAAAAAGGGCUUCUUUCUCCUAUUACAGUUUCUCACUGAGUAGUCUCUUACAGGUUCAGAGAUUGCCAUAAAUGAAGGAGGCUGAAGCAGAGUUUAUAAAAAUUUGAACUUUAUAAUUUUUUUGGGUUUCAUGAUUAAUGAGUUUUGGUCAUGUUUACUUAUCAAAUUGGAAUGAAGGAGACUUAUUAGAACAUCAUCUGUAAUUGGCAUAAGU
This is a messenger RNA of Phalaenopsis equestris, 894 nucleotides long. Its product is annotated as high mobility group B protein 6-like. The coding region runs from base 111 to 719 and encodes 202 amino acids. Lineage: Eukaryota; Viridiplantae; Streptophyta; Magnoliopsida; Asparagales; Orchidaceae. The transcript is spliced from 3 exons. The record is from RefSeq and is a predicted model, not a curated record.